CAGUGGUUGUCCUCUUCGUGCAAGGCUCAGGGAGCAGCGAGUGGAAGGAGUUUGGGCGCACUGAGGUGAUCGACAACACCCUGAACCCCGACUUUGUCCGCAAGUUUGUCCUCGACUACUACUUUGAGGAGAAGCAAAACCUCCGGUUUGACGUGUGAGCGCAGCCCGGGCUGGGGGGACGCAUGGUGACACCCCAGCAUGACGCCACGGUGGGGUGCCUCGAGGCUGUGCCCCAUGCGGGUGCUGUCGGGGGGGACAGAUGCCCCUUGAGGGGCUCUAACCCACUCUCCAUCUCUCCGUGCCCCGUGGGGACUGCAGAAGGUAGGUGCUCACCACACUCCAGCCCCUGCUCUGCCCUGGGAACUCAGACCUCGUGGGGAUGCCUGCUGGGGUGGGAUGAGGCCAGGACACUGCACAGGGGUGGCUUUUGGGGUGCAGGAUGGCUGUGAGGUGGCCCAAAGGCUGCAGGAUGGGUUCAGGACACAUGGGGUGUCCUGAACAGGGAACAGGGUGGGUCUAGGGCUGUGGAAUGAUGCAAAGGGCACAGGGUGGGUGCAGAGCACAUGGAAAGGGCACCUGGGAGGGGCCUGGAUGGGUCCCAGGCUGGGAGGUGGCUCUUGGGACACAGGGUUGGUUCAGGGCACAUGGAGUGGCCCUAGGGCAGGGUGGCUGCAGGUCUCACAGGCGCGCUGGGAGGGCAAGAGGUGGGUCUGGGUGGUGGGGUGGCUGAGGCAGGAGCCCCCGGGGUCUCACAGCGCUGUGCUUGGGGCACAGGACUUCCUGGGGCAGGCGUUUGUGGCACUGGGGGAGGUGAUCGGGUCCCAGCGGGGCCGCCUGGAGAGAGCCCUCACGGGGGUCCCGGGGAAGCGGUGUGGGACCAUCCUGCUGUUGGCCGAGGAGCUGAGCAACUGCCGGGACAUCGUCACGAUGCAACUCUGUGCCAACAAGCUGGACAAGAAGGACUUCUUCGGAAAAUCCGACCCCUUCCUCGUCUUCUAUCGCAGCAAUGAGGAUGGCACCUUCACCAUCUGCCAUAAGACAGAGGUGGUGAAGAACACGCUCAACCCGGUGUGGCAGCCCUUCACCAUCCCCGUGCGCGCCCUCUGCAAUGGCGACUAUGACAGGACGGUGAAGAUUGACGUGUACGACUGGGACCGGGACGGGAGCCACGAUUUCAUUGGGGAGUUCGCCACCAGCUACCGGGAGCUCUCCCGAGCGCAGAGCCAGUUCACAGUGUAUGAGGUAGGGUGGGGGAGCCAGGCCGAGGGGCCGGGGACAUUCCACACCAGGGCCAACCCAGCCCUGCGCCCACAGGUGCUGAAUCCCAGGAAGAAAUGCAAGAAGAAGAAAUACGUGAACUCCGGCACUGUGACACUACUCUCCUUCUCCGUUGAGUCCGAGUUCACCUUUGUUGACUACAUUCGGGGCGGGACGCAGCUGAAUUUCACUGUUGCCAUUGACUUCACGGCCUCCAAUGGGAUGCCAUCGCAGCCCACCUCACUGCACUACGCGAGCCCCUACCAGCUGAGCGCCUAUGCCCUGGCGCUGAAGGCGGUGGGGGAGGUCAUCCAGGACUACGACAGUGACAAGCUCUUCCCCGCCUAUGGCUUUGGUGCCAAACUCCCACCUGACGGCAAGAUCUCCCACCAGUUCCCCCUGAACAACAACGUGGACAACCCCAGCUGCGCCGGCAUCGAGGGUGUGCUGGAGUCCUACCUCCAGAGCCUGCGCACUGUCCAGCUCUACGGUCCCACCAACUUUGCCCCCGUCAUCAACCAGGUGGCUGGGGUGGCUGCCCAGGUGACUGAUGGCUCACAGUACCACGUCCUCCUCAUCAUCACCGACGGCGUCAUCUCUGACAUGCUGCAGACCAAGGAAGCCAUCGUCACCGCUUCUGCCUUGCCCAUGUCCAUCAUCAUUGUGGGAGUAGGUCCGGCUGAGUUCGAGGCCAUGGAGGAGCUGGAUGGUGAUGAGGUACGGGUGUCCUCCCGGGGACGCUACGCUGAGAGGGACAUUGUACAGUUUGUGCCAUUUCGGGAUUACGUGGACGAUUCGGGAAACCAGGUGCUGAGCAUGGCCCGCCUGGCCAAGGAUGUGCUGGCUGAGAUCCCCGAGCAGCUCCUCUCCUACAUGAAGACCCGGGACAUCAAGCCUCGCCGAGCAGAUCCCCAGUAGCUCCUCUGUGGGGGCGAGCACAUGUCACCCUUCUCCUGCCAGGCCUCGGCCGUGGACAUGUGUCCCUGCAAGGGCAGUACGGGGCUGCUGCAGCCGCUGAGCGUGGCUGGGACCCUCCUGGCAGCAAAACCUCGGGCUGGACAUCCCCAGCUGCCCGGCGGGCACAGCGGGGCUGGCCCAGGCGGUCCCGGGCACAGGCUGUUGGGGGACGCGGUGUGUCCCCGCUCGGGUCCCGUCCCCGGGGGGGCGGCUGGGGCUGGGUGAGCACCGGGGAUCCCGGCUCUUUGAGGCAGGAGACAUCACCCCGCUCCUGCGUGCGCCCGCAGCUCAGCCGAGCGCUGGUGCCCCGGUGCUGCGGUGCCCCGGUGCUGCCCUGCCUGUCCCCUGCCUGUUCCCCAGUGUCCCCUGCCUGUCCCCCCGCCUUCAGCAGGGCCCUGGCCCCACAGCCGGGGGGUGCCGCGGCUCGGCGAGUCUGUAUCGCGUUACCAACUGUAAAUAAACCGCUCGGACCGGA
Molecule: messenger RNA, 2689 nt
Organism: Columba livia (rock pigeon)
Lineage: Eukaryota; Metazoa; Chordata; Aves; Columbiformes; Columbidae
Gene: CPNE9
Product: copine family member 9
Exons: 16
Coding region: 592-2175 (527 amino acids)
Biological process (GO): cellular response to calcium ion
Cellular component (GO): plasma membrane
Molecular function (GO): calcium-dependent phospholipid binding
Source: RefSeq, a predicted model, not a curated record